AGUUGUUGUCAUGGAGAUCCUAGACGCGGCCGUUUGAAAAGCUUUUCUGUGGCUCUUGGAGAAAUGGCGCCGCCCGUGCAGCGUCCUGUGAGGGGCCGAGUAGAGCCGGGCAGGGUCAGGACAAGCACGAUGGUGGUGAACCGGGCCGUGCUCGCCGAGAGGAACCCGGGGAGAGUCGCUGCUGUAGGCGCCUGGAUAGAGCCGGGGGACCCUGCAGCUGGAGGCCGGGCCUGGGUGCCUGCUGAGCAGAUUGAAGAACAGUGGAAUCAUUAUCAGAGGGAGAAGGAGCAGAGACUGAUUCGCUUUCAAGGGGAGGUGAAGCGAAGGGUUAAUCAGCAUGCCAAACAGUGCAGGAGCCAUCAGUUCCAGAAAUCCUAUGAUGCGGUCACAAGGGAGGGGGUUAUUGUCAAGCAGUCCUCAGAUGCCGCCAUGCCCUUUACACCAAAGAGAAACACCUGCUCUUAUCGCAAUAAACAAGUCGCCAUCUGCAGCCCUCGCAAGCACUGGGUGUCUGCUCAAAAGAUUUUUGAUGACUCUGAUGAAGAUCUCGAGGAAGGAGAUAAAAAUGGAAAUAAAUUAUUCUUACAGCAUGCGAAAGUACUCAAGAAUACAAUGCGGCAGGUGCGCGGAAGGCUGGCGGCUCUGAAGACAGUGGAGGCUGAGGAGUUAACCCUGCCUGGUGGUAUCUGGAAGGUUUCUCCCACCAGAGACAAUCCGGUGUCCCGCAGAUCCCCAGUGUUGCACAGCAUGGAAGCAGGGGAGGAUGACCUACCUCUAUGGGGACACCAUGACCUCCCUGUGGAGCAGCUAUCCUUAAAACCACAAGGACAGCUUAUUGAGAAAGAGAACUCCUUUCCAUCUGGAAAACAUGUGUGUAAUCGCCUCAUGAAGGAGUCGUACCCCGCUGGGCCAGCGCCAGUCUAUAACACAGAUUACCGCGCAGCUCUUGUACUUCGCCCGGGUGUUGAUGAAGAAGAGGAACGAAAGCAAAGGCAAAACCAGUACCUCAUGUACAGAAGACUUUUCAUGAACAUAGAGCGGGAGCAGGUGAAAGAAACACGGAGGCAGAAAGAGCAUGAAAGAAAAAUAUCCAAAAUUAAGAGGGAACGGGAAGCUGAACGUCUAAUGGAGGAACAACAAUUGCGCUUGUCUUCUCGCCCCAGUAUCCUUAGACAGGUUUGUGAGCUGGAGGAUACAGAGAAAGAGGCGACAGAAGAAAAGGAGAAGGCUCAGAAAGCCAAAAAAUCCAAUCGGUAUGUAGAAGCUUUACGGGCCCAGAUGAAAGACAAGCUGUUGUUGCAUAACAUUGAAUUGCCUCCUCUGUGCUGCUGUGGUUCAGAUUUCUGGGACUCCCAUCCAGACACCUGUGCAAAUAACUGUAUCUUCUACCAGAACCCCAAAGCGUACACCCGUGCCCUGCAGUCCGUGCUCUUGUCUCGUGACAUGUGGGAUGGAUCCUCGGGCUCCAGAUUUUCUGCUUGUAAUAUCAGUUUUGCACAACCACGAGCUCUGCUUCAGCUCCUCUUCCUUUUCUCGCGUGCAGGUCACUAAUAG
Messenger RNA from Hyla sarda, 1554 nucleotides. It is a transcript of the gene CCDC15, whose product is annotated as coiled-coil domain containing 15. The transcript is spliced from 11 exons. Lineage: Eukaryota; Metazoa; Chordata; Amphibia; Anura; Hylidae. Gene Ontology annotation, cellular component: centrosome. Bases 64 to 1551 code for a protein of 495 amino acids. The record is from RefSeq and is a predicted model, not a curated record.